CUCUUGCGCGUUUACAGUUUUCAUGUUGUGUACAUGAAAAAUGUACUUCGGAAGACGACUUGUCUCUUCACGAGUUUCAGUCGGGAUCAUCGUUUUCCCCCAAUCUUACGCAUCCUAAGCUUGACCGAUGUUCUAUGCCCCACAGUUUCCACCGUGGCUCUUUGUGCGGCGCUCUGCCUGCUGGUAGCGGUGCAGGCCGACGCUGUGCCGGUCAGACACAAGCGGGACAGAACACCCUGCAGGCAGAUGGAGAUCAACAGUCAGCUGGCCAUCAGAUUUCGGGGGUGUGUCACUCGUCUUCGCGACUCCAUUCCGGUGGACCCAGAUGACCAGGACCUCCCCACGCUGUUUCCCAGCCUCUCACAGACCUUCAACCAGCGAGACAAUCUAACGGACGAGGGCAGGUUGGUGUGGGUAGAGAACCAGCUGAUGAUGUUCCGUGAGCUGCUGGUCUCGUCCCGGGCAGAGGGUGGCUGGGACCCCGAGCUGAUGAGGAAACUACAGAGGGUCAUUGACUACACCAGGAAGAUCAUCCUUGCUGUGAGAGUAGCGGCCACCAUGCUGGGUAUCACACUAGAACACAGUAACAGCACCCCGCCCAGCCCCAUCCCUACCGCCGACCCCGGGAUGGACACUGACGUCAGGCAUUACCUGCUCAUCCGGGACUUCGAGCGCGUGGUGACGGACGUGCAUCACCAGUUCAACAGGCUGGUCCGCUCCACAUGCGACAUCCCGUAAUGUGCGAGGA
Branchiostoma floridae (Florida lancelet) is the source of this 748-nucleotide messenger RNA. RefSeq lists its product as uncharacterized. The record is from RefSeq and is a predicted model, not a curated record. The transcript has 4 exons. The coding region runs from base 34 to 738 and encodes 234 amino acids. NCBI's taxonomy places the organism in Eukaryota, Metazoa, Chordata, Leptocardii, Amphioxiformes, Branchiostomatidae.